CACUCGUCGCCAUUCGUCGCUGGUUGAACGCGAGGUAAAUAAUGGAGGAGUCGUGGGUUGUUAUUACGUGUAGACGAUAAUAUGGUUAUUUGUAUCCUGGCACGUAAACGCACAAGGUAUCGGCGCUGCUCGUGGAGAUGCGCCAGUUGAGACGCGCUUCCGCCACGUCGCAAAUGUAAAGGCGACGCCCGCGGCGCGAGGACGCGCGAGGACCUCCCCCGGAGAGAGAGUGAGCGAGUGAGUGAGCGAGAGAGAGAAAGAUAUAGAGGGAAAGAGAGAGAAAGAGCGAGAGUGAGUCUCGCGGUUGUGUGUCGUAAUUCGGAGUAAACAGCAACAUACCCACCAUCGCGCGAGACGUUCCCUGACCCAUUGCGACACCCCGUUUCUCGCCUCGCCUCGCCGCAAAACGGGACAGGAUGUGCCGCGGGUUCAUCGUCGGGCGACAUGAACGGUUCAGGAGAUAUUUUUGAUAACGUUUCCCCAUGUGACGUGAGGAGGAGUUCUUGACGUACGUUGGUGCAUCCUCGCCCUCCCCUCCUCUCCAACCGUACACGCGUGUUUACUUGUGCCUGACGGAGUGAGCGAGAGGGGGACAGAGAGAGAUUCUCGGGGGGGAUCUCUCUGCUUUUCUUUUCCUUUCCCAUUUUUUUGUUAUUCAUCAUCAUCAUCAUCAUCAUGGUGCACGGCAACAUACCGAGCGCAUACAAAUAUAACUUUUGGGCGGAGAGGCCCGGCGACGCGCACGAGCCCGCAGUGGUGGAACUCACGUGCCUGAUGCCAAACGGUGUUGUCAUACCGUUUGAGAUCAACCGCAAUAUUACCUUAGAUCAGAUCAAGGAGGAUCUGUGGGAUGAGGCUAGCAAAUAUCCUCUUCAUGGGACGCUGAAAGACGCGCCGUCGUAUCUAUUUUCAUGUAUUAACUCGAACGCAGAGAUAGAGGUGUUGCGGGAUGAAACGAGACGUCUCUGUGAUAUAAAGCCCUUUUGUUCGGUAUUAAGAGUUAUAGAACGCUCGGGUAUAAAAAGUGAUAGGAACUUAGACUCGCAAAUCGGCGUCCUGAUCGGCAAGGGGCUGCACGAGUUCGCCGCGCUGAAGAACUCCGAGGUGAAUGACUUCAGAUGGAAGAUGCGACUCCUGGGCGACGACGUGGCGUUGAGCAGACAGAAGAGAUGCUGGAUGGAGAAGGUGCGGUAUCAGUUCCCCUCGCGGAUAGCGCCGACGCCUGCCGUACCUAAAAACAUUGAGAGCCGUUUGAAGGACGGAAAUAUCGUUCUAGUUACUAAAUUCGAAAAGUCAGAGGUCGCGUUUACCUUUCAAAUAGCACACACCACUACGCCCCCCGAGCUGCUCGAGGUGAUCCUCAACAAAAGGGCGAAUACUCUUAAGACUCGUGGCGAACAACCGAACGACUUUACGCUUAAGGUUUGCGGACAGGAGGAGUAUCUGAUCGGCGAUAAUAUCCCGCUCAUACAGUUCGGCUAUAUUCAAGAUUGCCUGGCGAAAGACAUCAUGCCUACGCUGGUCACGCUCAGCAAGCAGAGUGUACCUGUGGACCAAGAUAGCGCCUUCGACAAUCCGGACGUGGAUACGUUGCAACGUACGAAACCGUCGUCCUCCACGUUAACGUUACGUAAAAAGGGCAAGCACAUCUCGGCGUGGAAGAUCGAAGAAUCUUUCGUCUUCACCGUGAACGGAAUUUCUCGACUCAACUGCGAUGCCGUACAUCGUACUGUAGAGAUUGGACUGCAAGCUGGCCUUUUUCACGGUGGAAAAUCCCUCUGCGAAAGUAAAAAAACCAAAGAAAUUAUUGUAAGUUCCGACGGUAGCUGCGAAUGGGAAGAGACUCUGAAAUUCGACAUUAAAGUCAGGGAUAUACCGCGGAUGGCGCGGCUGUGCUUUGUAUUAUACGAGAUCAGUAAAACCGCGAAGGGUCUGAAGAGCAGGAGACUGAUUAGAGAUUCGAAGCAGGAGUUCUUCAUAAAUCCUCUAUGCUGGGCGAAUACGACGAUAUACGAUUUUAAGUCUCAGUUAAAAACGGGUGCUAUGACGUUGUACACGUGGACGUACGCGGAGGAUAUACAAAAUGAUGAUUUGCUUCAUCCCCUCGGGACAGUGGUCUCCAAUCCACACAUAGACAGGGCGGCCGCUCUCAUGUUAACAUUUCCAAACUACGGAAAGGAUCAAUGUGUCUUAUAUCCCACGCCGGAGAAAAUGGUAGAAUAUGCCCAAACAUUGCGAGAACAAUCUAACGAGCGCUUGGCUAAGGACGAAUUAAAUCAGGAGUCCGAUGUGAGUCAACAGUUGGAACAGUUGAGAUUGCUAGCUGACCGGGAUCCGCUGCACGAAUUGCACGAACAAGAGAAGAAGACGAUGUGGGCGCUGAGGCAUCACAGCCUUCGCGAAAUCCCGACGCUUCUGGCGAAACUGUUACAGUGCGUCGAAUGGAACGAUCACAGAGAAGUUGCGGAGGCUACAGCGCUUAUACAACAAUGGCCGAAACUGCCAGUAGAGAAAGCGUUGGAGUUGUUAGACUACGCUUACGCUGACCAAAACGUCAGAAAUUUCGCCGUACGCUGCUUAAGAGACGUUACCGACGACGAUCUCAGUCUCUACCUGUUGCAGCUGGCCCAAGCCCUGAAACACGAAAAUUACUUGGCCUGUCCUUUGACAGAGUUUCUCUUAAAGCGGGCGCUUAACAAUCGGAGGAUAGGUCACUUUUUAUUUUGGCAUCUCAGGUCAGAAAUGCAGGUUGGCGCAGUGUCCGUUCGUUUCGGCCUCAUACUGGAAGCAUAUUGCAGAGGAAGUCAACAGCAUAUGCUAUCGUUAUUUAAGCAGAUGAAGUGUUUGGAGAAAUUACGGAGCGUCUCGCAGCAGGUGAAGCAGAAGAAGGAUCGUAAGCUGGCCCUUCAGGGCUUUCAGGACAUCAUCCAGGAGCAGCACUAUCAGGAGGCGAUAUCCGACGUUCUUAAUCCCCUCGAUCCGAGCUUCCGAUGGAAUCGCAUUAAAAUCGAGAAAUGCCGAGUAAUGGACAGCAAGAUGCGUCCGCUCUGGUUAGUCUUCGAGAACAGUGAUCCUUUUGGCGAGGACGUUUACUUAAUCCUCAAACACGGCGACGAUUUGAGGCAGGACAUGUUGACGCUCCAGAUGCUACGUAUUAUGGACAAGCUCUGGAAGAAGGAGGGCCUGGAUUUACGUAUGAAUCCAUACGGUUGCAUAUCUACGGAGAACAGAGUCGGGAUGAUAGAGGUGGUGCUGAACGCGGAAACAAUCGCGAACAUUCAGAAGGAAAAGGGCACAUUCUCUGCAACGGCGGCCUUCAGGAGAGGUUCCUUAUUAGCUUGGCUAAAGGAUCACAAUCACACGGAAGCGGCGUUAAACAAGGCAAUCGAGGAAUUUACCUUGAGCUGCGCGGGUUACUGCGUGGCGACGUACGUUCUUGGGAUAGCCGACAGACAUUCUGACAAUAUAAUGGUUAAGAAGACCGGGCAACUGUUUCACGUCGACUUCGGUCACAUUCUGGGCCACUUCAAGGAGAAAUUCGGAUUCAGACGCGAACGAGUACCCUUCGUGCUGACCAACGACUUCGUGCACGUUAUAAACAAGGGUCAAACGAAGAAGGGGCACGCCGCCGAGUUUCAGAGAUUUCAGAAUCACUGCGAGCAGGCCUUUUUAGUUCUGCGCCAGCACGGAGGACUUAUACUGUCUCUGUUCGCGAUGAUGAUAUCUACCGGGCUGCCUGAACUCUCGUCGGAGAAAGAUCUGAAUUAUCUUAGAGAUACCCUGGUCCUAGAAAUGUCCGAAAGCGAGGCGCAAAAGCAUUUUAGAAGCAAAUUCGACGAGGCCCUCUGCAACUCGUGGAAAACGUCGUUGAACUGGGCGUCGCAUAAUAUGUCCAAGAACAAUAAGACUACAUGAAUAGCAACAACGUCGCCGACAGCGUGAGUGAUCCUACGCAUCGAAGACUACUGUCAUGACGUCGUCGUGAACGUUACGUCGCGCUACAAGACGUAACGUUAAGACGUCGUGACACAUUUGACGAGCACGUCGCGUCUGGGCUGCUGCUUGUCCGAGGCUGGAGCGAAAGAAAAUAAAUAAAUUUAAGGCUGUCGUUUUCGACGACGGCGUUGUCGUCAGGAUUGGAAAUCGACGACCGUAACCAGUAUUUGAGACUGUAUAUAAAAGUGAUAUAUCGUUGCUGCUAGUAUCAGUGGACUCGGUACUAUCGAGAGGUGAUUUAGUAAAAGUUUUUUUUUUCCCGAGACUCAUUGUCAGAUACACAUUCGUAUAGUUUUAGAGCUACUUUGUGCUGCACAAGUCGGUGCCUACGUUCAAACACGAUAGUACUUUUCUUAAUCACGGACGUACGGUACAUAUCAAAUUGAACGAGAGAAUUCUUUUAAAUUUCUUCUCGAUUAAAACUUAAUUUAAGUUUUGAAAUUUUGGAGCUCUAUAUCGAUUGAUUCUAAAUCUUAAAUUGUUAAAAAAAAAUCAUCGAUCAUUACAAGACUAUUUUCAUUUUGUUAGACAGUUAAAUUUUAUUAAGUUGAAUAUCGUUCUAAAAAUCGUUUAUUGCGGUACGCCAAAAGCCUGUGAUGGUACACACGCGAAUGUCACUUGCAACAAUAAACCGCUAAAUAUCUCAUUGCCGUCUCGUUAACAUAAAGGAAUCGAUCUUUACAUACAUGUAAUAAAAUAAACAUUUGCUGUAUUUCAUUUACAAACGCAAUACGAAAUGACAUGCGCCGCAA
Molecule: messenger RNA, 4748 nt
Organism: Wasmannia auropunctata (little fire ant)
Lineage: Eukaryota; Metazoa; Arthropoda; Insecta; Hymenoptera; Formicidae
Gene: Pi3K92E
Product: phosphatidylinositol 4,5-bisphosphate 3-kinase catalytic subunit delta isoform
Exons: 10
Coding region: 676-3915 (1079 amino acids)
Biological process (GO): phosphatidylinositol-3-phosphate biosynthetic process; cell migration; phosphatidylinositol-mediated signaling
Cellular component (GO): cytoplasm; plasma membrane; phosphatidylinositol 3-kinase complex
Molecular function (GO): 1-phosphatidylinositol-4-phosphate 3-kinase activity; 1-phosphatidylinositol-3-kinase activity
Source: RefSeq, a predicted model, not a curated record